AUGGCUGCCGCUUCGACCUUCUCUUACGCACAGGCGGCAAAGGGUCAAAAUUCCACUCCCGAAUCUCCGCAGUCUACUUCCCAGGCCACGGACUCGCUCUCCACGAUUCCUGCGUUCGCUAUUACGCCGCUAGAUGACGCCUCCGUGGCAGACUCGAGCAAGCAGGACAGCAUCGCCACCUCUGCCGACAAGCAUGAAGCUGCCAGUACAGUCGGUUCCGAGAGCGAUAUAUCCGAGUCUGUCAUUUCUAGACGCACAGAUAAGCGCGAGCAGGAACUGAGCCGAUUAGAGCGUCCCUGGCGUAGAACCGACAGGGAAGGCCAGCCUUCGACCCAAUCCCAUGACGACGCCGACUCAAAACGCCGAAAGGGCAAGAAGAAAGGUGCCGACAAACCCGCUGAGGAGGAGGAGCCCAAAGUCGAACUGACUGAAGCUCCCGUUCCCUCUGUCAACAUCUGGCAGCAGCGAAGAGAGGCUGCCGCAGCCGCCAAAGUUGUCAAGCCAGAUGAUGCCAAUAGCACCACCGCCUUGGAGGACGUCAAGCCUCCUUUCAAAGUCACCGACUUUGCCGGUGCCGUCAAUGGGCACAAAAGCACCCGCAAGGUCGAUAUUCCGCGCCCAGAGCGUGCUAGCCGCGGCGUCAGGGUGGCCGACAAAGAGGCAAGAGAAGGUAAAGGCGAGCUACCCCCUCCUGUUGAAGAUGCCAUGCUGUGGCCUACUCCCGAGACUGCUGUCCAGGAAGAUAGGGACAGUAAAAAGAAGAAUGAUGCCAAGACUGAACUCAAGGAGUCUCAGGAGGACGCUGGCAAACCUCGCUCUAAGGAAAAGUGGGUUACCUACGACUAUGUUCCCACCGUCAAUUUUGAGACGCAGUUGCCGCAGAUGCGCAACACCAAACCGCGCGGUGGCGCCCGCAAUAUCAACGGCAGCCGCCCCAACGCCACAGGCCAGGCUGGCGACAAAACAGCAUCUGCGACCUCUGCCGCUAAGAUCAACGACAGACGACAGAGCACAGCGAACGUCGCCCCUCGCACCGGUUCACAGCCCCCGGGCAAGAGAGCCUCCGUUGACGUUGCUACUUUACGUGAGCAGCGCAAGGUUUCUGGCAGCGCUGCCAGUGAAAAGGCCAAGGAUGCCACUCCUGCCUCUGCUGAGCAGACGCAAGCACCACGGGAACGUGCUGAUGGCCGUGCCGAUAGAGGCCGCGGUGGAUACAGAGGACGUGGUGGCCACCACACCAACUCGCACUCCCAACACCAGCAUGUCGCUUCUUUUAAUGGCAACGGACCUGCCGGCAGCCGCCCACAGGGCCCUUAUAGCCCACCUCCUCGUGGUGGUCACGGUCAAAUGUUCAUGCCUCCCUCGCAAAGAGGACGUGGUGGUCGCAGUAACGCCGCCAACUUUCACCGCAUGUCGUUACCCAAUGGCCGCCUUCCUCCUGUUCAGACUCAGUUUGCCUCAUAUGAGUACUCGAUGGCUCCUAUCAGCGCCGUGCCCUUCCAGCCUCAGCCCUAUUGGGACAACAUGAUGGUUCCCGUUCUCAAGAACCAAAUCGAGUACUACUUCUCAAUCGAGAACCUGUGCAAGGACAUGUAUCUCCGCCAAAGAAUGGACUCUCAAGGAUUUGUACCAUUGCACUUCAUUGCCGCCUUCAAACGCGUCCGCGAGUUAUCAGCUGACAUCGGCAUGCUUCGCGUCGUUUGCGAGAUGUCCUUGGAUGUUGACCUGGUCGUUGGAGAGGACGAAAUCGAGCGUGUGCGUAGAAGAGACGGCUGGGAAAGCUUCGUUCUGCCUCUCAAGGAUCGUGACGACUUGGCUAGAAAUCACGGCCCCGUGAAGCUUUCCUUCAAAAAUCGUGCCCCUUACACGAUGCCACCUCAAUUCAACGGCAUACAAGUACCUUAUGGCGUUCCCUCUUCACCUGCGUUUAUACCGCAGGAGCAACUGCAGCAGUUUGAUCACCAUGCUAUGAAUGGUGUCAACGGACACAGUCAGAAGGGUUCGCAGCUCUCAGCCGCUGUCCCGGACUUUGCACCAUCAGGGGCUGUUCAGAACCCUGCGGCCAAAGCGAAUGGUACCGUCAACGGCAUCUACGAAAAGCAAAAUAGUGUUCACGCCGGGGCUGAGGCGUAA
Molecule: messenger RNA, 2133 nt
Organism: Beauveria bassiana ARSEF 2860
Lineage: Eukaryota; Fungi; Ascomycota; Sordariomycetes; Hypocreales; Cordycipitaceae
Product: La domain-containing protein
Exons: 2
Coding region: 1-2133 (710 amino acids)
Biological process (GO): positive regulation of translation
Cellular component (GO): cytoplasmic stress granule; cytosol
Molecular function (GO): RNA binding
Source: RefSeq, a predicted model, not a curated record